AACUUGGAGCGAACGGAACGGCAGGUGGAAAUGUAUGCGAGUUGAGGUGUGCUGGAGAGGGGGAAAAUUUGACGCGAACCAACCGUUUCUCUCUCUACAUUCUCUCUCUUCCAGUCGCUUCCCCCUCUCUCUUCCAGGACUUCCCCCAAAACAAUCUCUCUCUCUAAAACGAUUUUGACAUCGUCAUCUCUCUCUCUGUGCCUGCAAGGGAUUCUUAAUUCUAUCCAUUCAUUGCUUUCUAAUUGGGAGUUCCCUUUUGCUUUUUUGUUCCCAUGAUCAGGGAUCGAAGGAUGCAUGCUAAAUUCGUUCAUUAUAUUUAAUAAGCAUGGUGAAUUUUGAAUGAAAUUAUAGGACAAAAGGAAUGAGAGCAUGGCAAUGUCAAGGGAGGCUUCGGAGAAUUUCAUCUCCGAUGGCCAUCAUCAUCAUCAUCAUCAUCGCUAUUUUCAAAUGCAAUCAGAUGCUGCAAUUUCAUCGUUCCAUUCAUUUAGGCAAGGCCAGGAACCUGAAUGGAUUUUCGAGGAAUUGCCUAAGGCUACCAUUGUCUCAGUUUCUAGACCAGAUGCAAGUGAUAUCAGCCCCAUAUUGCUCUCUUACACCAUUGAAUUUCAGUACAAGCAGUUCAAAUGGCAGUUGUUGAAGAAAGCUUCACAAGUUAUCUACUUACAUUUUGCUCUGAAAAAGCGUGCAUUUAUCGAGGAAUUUCAUGAGAAGCAAGAGCAGGUCAAAGAAUGGCUUCAAAAUCUUGGGAUGGGAGAUCACACAGCUGUUGCUCAAGAUGAAGAUGAAGCUGAUGAGGAUGUUGUACCUGCACAUCAUGAAGAAAUGUAUUUAUCUAAGAACAGAGAUGUUCCAUCUAGUGCAGCUUUGCCUAUCAUUAAACCAGCAUUGGGUCGGCAACAAUCUAUUUCAGACCGAGCUAAGGUGGCAAUGCAAAAUUACUUAAAUCAUUUUCUCGGAAACAUGGAUAUAGCCAACUCCAGGGAGGUAUGCAAGUUUUUGGAAGUGUCGAAACUGUCUUUUUCACCUGAGUAUGGCCCUAAACUUAAGGAAGAUUAUGUAAUGGUAAGACACUUGCCAAAGAUUCAGAAGGAUGAUGACAGUAGGUGCUGUGCAUGUCACUGGUUCGAUUGUUGCAAUGAUAGUUGGCAAAAGGUUUGGGCCGUAUUGAAACCUGGAUUCUUGGCAUUACUGGGAGACCCAUUUGAUACCAACCUUUUGGAUAUAAUUGUAUUUGAUGUAUUGCCCUCUUCGGAUGGAAAUGGAGAAGGUCGAGUUUCCUUGGCUAAAGAGUUGAAAGAGCGUAAUCCUUUACGUUAUGGGCUUACUGUUUCUUGUGGGAGCAGGACCAUAAAGUUAAGGACUAAAAGUAAUGCCAAAGUCCGAGAUUGGGUUGCUGCAAUUAAUGAUGCUGGUUUGAGGCCUCCAGAGGGCUGGUGCUAUCCUCAUCGGUUUGGGUCUUUUGCUCCCCCAAGGGGUCUGACUGAUGAUGAGAGUGAGGCUCAAUGGUUUGUAGAUGGGCAGGCGGCAUUUGAAGCAAUUGCUUUGUCAAUUGAAGAAGCGAAAUCUGAGAUAUUCAUUACUGACUGGUGGCUCUGCCCAGAAUUGUAUCUACGUCGUCCUUUCAAUAGUCAUGAAUCCUCCCGGCUUGAUGCUAUCUUGGAAGCUAAAGCUAAGGAAGGAGUUCAGAUCUACAUCUUGUUAUACAAAGAAGUUGCUCUUGCUCUGAAAAUCAAUAGUGUGUAUAGUAAGCGGCGACUUCUUAGUAUUCAUGAAAAUGUGAAAGUUCUUCGGUAUCCUGAUCAUUUCUCUACUGGUGUCUAUCUCUGGUCCCAUCAUGAAAAGAUCGUGAUCGUUGAUUAUCAGGUUUGCUUUAUUGGAGGUCUGGAUUUAUGUUUUGGUCGAUAUGACACGGCUGAACAUAGGAUUGGUGAUCACCCCCCUUCAAUAUGGCCUGGGAAGGAUUAUUACAACCCCAGGGAAUCUGAGCCGAAUUCCUGGGAAGAUACAAUGAAAGAUGAACUGGAUAGGGAAAAAUAUCCUCGCAUGCCGUGGCAUGAUGUUCACUGUGCGCUCUGGGGACCGCCUUGUCGUGAUGUUGCGAGGCAUUUUGUUCAACGAUGGAACUAUGCAAAGAGGAACAAGGCUCCCAAUGAGCAAGCAAUUCCUCUUCUUAUGCCUCAUCAUCAUAUGGUUAUACCACAUUACAUGGGGCAUAGCAAAGAGAUGGAUACCAAAAAUGGGAGACAAGAAGAACAGCAUCAAGGAAUAACUCGGCAAGAUUCAUUUUCCUCUCGAUCAUCAUUCCAAGACAUCCCAUUGCUUUUGCCUCAAGAGGCCGAUGGUCAAGACAAGGGCAGCGGAAUUCCAAAACUGAAUGGCGUGGAUAUGACUCAUAACUUACUUGACAAUAAGAGCCUAAGCUUUCCCUUUAGGCGGUCCAAGGUUGAGCGUCAUGUGCCAGAUAUGCAAAUGAGAGGAUUUGUGGAUGACCAAGAUACCAUUCAUCCUCAUCAGCAAAUGUCAUUGGAUUCAUCCACACAACAAAAUCUAAUACAUCUGGAUAAGGAAUGGUGGGAAACACAAGAACGGGGUGAUCUGGUUGUUUCUGUAGAAGAAACUGGACAAGUUGGUCCCCGCACCCCCUGUCGUUGUCAGGUUGUCAGAAGUGUUGGCCAAUGGUCUGCUGGUACAAGUCAAACUGAGGAGAGCAUACAUAAUGCUUAUUGUUCACUAAUUGAAAAGGCGGAGUAUUUUGUGUACAUAGAGAAUCAAUUUUUCAUAUCAGGUCUUUCUGGAGAUGAAAUAAUCAGGAACCGUGUUUUGGAAGCACUAUAUAGACGCAUUAUGCGAGCAAAUAGUGAACAAAAAUGUUUUAGGGUCAUCAUAGUAAUUCCUCUAUUGCCUGGAUUCCAGGGGGGAUUAGAUGAUGGAGGUGCCGCAUCUGUUAGAGCUAUCAUGCACUGGCAGUAUCGAACUAUUUGCAGGGGACCACAUUCAUUAUUGCAAAAUUUGUAUGAUGUACUUGGUCCUAAAACACAUGAUUAUAUCUCCUUUUAUGGUCUUAGAACUUAUGGGAAACUUUCCGAGGGUGGUCUUGUGGCUACCAACCAGAUUUAUGUUCACAGCAAAGUAAUGAUAAUAGAUGACCAUGCAGUCCUGGUAGGUUCUGCUAAUUUAAAUGACAGGAGCUUGCUUGGGUCGAGAGACUCUGAGAUUGGUGUUCUUAUUGAAGACAAGGAUUUUGUUGAUUCUGUCAUGAAUGGGGGUUCUUGGAAAGCUGGAAAAUUUUCUUACAGUCUUCGGCUGUCACUGUGGUCAGAACACCUUGGACUUAAUGUGAAUGAGCUCAAUAGAAUCAGUGAUCCUGUGGAUGAUGCAACCUAUAGAGAUAUAUGGAUGGCAACUGCAAAGACAAAUACCAUGAUCUUCCAAGAUGUGUUUACAUGCAUCCCAAAUGACCUUAUUCCUUCCAGAAUGGCGAUUAGGCAAAGCAUUGCUUAUUGGAAGGAGAAAACUGGGCACACGACUAUCGAUCUAGGAAUAGCUCCUGAAAAGCUGGAGUCUUAUCAAAAUGGCGGAAUCAAAGCCAUGGAGCCCAUGGAGAGAUUAGAGUCGGUAAAGGGGUAUCUCGUUUCCUUCCCCUUGGAUUUUAUGUGUCAAGAAGAUCUUAGACCGGUGUUUAAUGAAAGUGAAUAUUAUGCAUCUCCUCAAGUAUUCCAUUAGGUGAGAAGAGUGUAAAUCUUGCCCCAUAUCAUUUCCUUUUGGCACACCAUUGUAUUAUUUUGUAAAGAAACUAAGAGGAAAAUAAAUGCGCGAAUGUAACAAGUAUACACUUGAUUAACUGCUCUUCAUAAUUAAACUCCAGAGAAAAUUUGGAAAUA
Molecule: messenger RNA, 3881 nt
Organism: Amborella trichopoda
Lineage: Eukaryota; Viridiplantae; Streptophyta; Magnoliopsida; Amborellales; Amborellaceae
Product: phospholipase D zeta 1
Biological process (GO): phospholipid catabolic process; phosphatidic acid biosynthetic process; intracellular signal transduction
Cellular component (GO): plasma membrane
Molecular function (GO): D-type glycerophospholipase activity
Source: RefSeq, a predicted model, not a curated record